Molecule: messenger RNA, 2011 nt
Organism: Danio aesculapii
Lineage: Eukaryota; Metazoa; Chordata; Actinopteri; Cypriniformes; Danionidae
Gene: gpr61l
Product: G protein-coupled receptor 61-like
Exons: 2
Coding region: 434-1711 (425 amino acids)
Biological process (GO): G protein-coupled receptor signaling pathway
Cellular component (GO): endosome; signaling receptor complex; plasma membrane
Molecular function (GO): G protein-coupled receptor activity
Source: RefSeq, a predicted model, not a curated record
ACAGUGUGGAAGAGCAUCCCGACGGACACCGGCUUAAGUGGUGCGAAUACUGAUCAACACUGCUGGAAACUGGAAGAGCAGGUGGGACCAUAGCUUUUUUGUUUCACCUAGGUUUUGUUAGAUGAAAAGUGUAACCUGUAUGAACUUUGCUUCUUGGAGUCGAGGCUUUUUACUUUUUGAGGGAUCCUGAUCCACACCUGAGAUGUUGAGUGCUGAAUCUCAGGCCUCAAAUGAGAUUGCAGUGCACUUAUUUUAGCAACGUUUCCACUGCGUGAAAGCAUGUCCAGAUGUUCAAAUCUCCACUAUGAUUGGAGGAUCAUCAAAAAAAGCAAAGCAACGGAAAGAGAUGGUUUCCACACAAGCGCUUGACAAACAGAAGAGCAAACCCUAUUUAAACAUGGAGAAGCCUGCCUCCAGCUCAAGUCCUUGAGUUAUGGAGAAAGUAAUGUCGGGUCUGAUGCUGGGUCUCCUGACCAAUCACAGCACUCCAAAUGCCACCACUAGCCAAACCAAACCAACCCUUCCCAGCAUGGAGGAGGUCAUCCACUCCGAAUCCCAGAUUAAGCAUCUGGUUGGACUCUUUUGCAUGGUGACCCUAAACCUUGCAGCCCUAUUGGGCAACAGUGGAGUCAUGGUGGCAAUCGCCAGAGCUCCUCAUAUGAAGAAAUAUGUGUUUGUGUGUCAUCUCUGUGCAGUGGACUUGCUUUGUGCCAUACUACUGAUGCCUCUCGGAAUCGUCUCUAGUUCUCCGUUCUUCAGCACUGUAUCGUUUACUGUCUUGGAGUGCCAAGUGUACAUCUUUUUAAACGUGUUCCUUAUCUGUGCCUCGAUUCUUACUGUUACCGCAAUCAGCAUUGAACGCUAUUACUACAUUGUGCAUCCGAUGCGUUAUGAGGUGAAGAUGACUCUAAACCUUGCUCUUGGUGUUAUGGUCUUCAUUUGGGUUAAAUCUAUCCUGAUGGCUUUAGUCACACUUCUUGGUUGGCCAGCAUAUGGGAACCAGAGCUCCAUCGCAGCAGCCCAUUGCUCUUUACACUGGAGCCACAGUCGCCUGAGAAAGGUCUUUGCCAUUCUUUUCAGCGUGCUUUGCUUCUUGGUGCCCGCGGUUGUGAUUUUUGCUGUAUAUUGCAAUGUAUAUAAAGUGGCACGAACGGCCGCUCGUCAGAAUGUACCGAUGCCAACCUGGGCGGCCAACCAAGCUAAGCGACGUUCAGAUUCGAUCAACAGCCAGACCACUAUCAUCACCACCACCCGCAGUUUGCCCCAAAGACUGUCCCCUGAGAGAGUUUUUGGGGGCGGAAAGGCUGCCAUCACCCUGGUUGUCAUCGUGGGCCAGUUUCUCAUCUGCUGGCUGCCUUACUUCAGUUUCCACCUUCACAUGUCCAUCACCACUCCACUACAAAGCCCAGGAGACAUCGAGGAAGCCGUCACGUGGCUUGCGUACUCCUCGUUUGCUGUGAAUCCGUUCUUCUACGGCCUUCUGAACCGGCAGAUUCGCGAGGAGCUGAUCAAACUGAGAAAAUGCUGUGCUAGUAGACCUGUUGAACUGCGAGCCUCCAGUCAUGAAGGUUCCAUCCAGGAAAACUUUCUCCAGUUUCUGCAGAGGACCAGCAGCACGGCUGAGACCACCAGACCCAGUUGUGGAAAUUCCAGCCCGAGGAACACUGUGGAUCAAGGGGCCAGGUUACCUGGACAGAUCCCUGAGGAAUGACUGAGUAAAAUUCAUGUGACGUUUUGAAUAAGAAGAGCAUUACAGUAUGUGCAUGGAAGUACUGUCGGUCCAUGCAAAAAUCGCCUCUAAAUGCUCUUUGGACUAGUGUAAUCUACAUAUCCAUAAUUUGUUGUUAUGGUUGCCAUAGGUCAGUGGCAACAAUAAUAAUGUCAUGUUUAAAGGGGCUAUGUGUAGAAUUCAGAAACACUUGUUAUUAAUGACACCCGUGAACUGCAGCAACUUAUUGCUUGUGCUUGCACUCCUGCACACUUUACAUACAAGAGACUUAAUGUUGUUCAG